Ilyonectria robusta is the source of this 2208-nucleotide messenger RNA. RefSeq lists its product as uncharacterized. Gene Ontology annotation, molecular function: transcription cis-regulatory region binding; zinc ion binding; DNA-binding transcription factor activity, RNA polymerase II-specific. Bases 1 to 2208 code for a protein of 735 amino acids. The transcript is spliced from 3 exons. NCBI's taxonomy places the organism in Eukaryota, Fungi, Ascomycota, Sordariomycetes, Hypocreales, Nectriaceae. The record is from RefSeq and is a predicted model, not a curated record. Gene Ontology annotation, biological process: positive regulation of transcription by RNA polymerase II. Gene Ontology annotation, cellular component: nucleus.
AUGGCUCAAGACGACCACGCCCAGAGUCACGGCAACUCUCCCAGCAUACCUUCAGCUCCUGGAUCUGCUUCUUCUCCAGCUGCUGCCGUGUCUGCCGUUGGUCUAGCUUCUCCACCACCCGCUGCUACUGCCACUGCCACUGCCACUCCUCCUCAUCCUGCUGGUGUUGUCGCUGCUACUACUACUACUACUACUACUACUACUACUGCUACUGCUGCUGCUGCUGCUGUUCCUGGUGUCGCUGCCGUCUCUACCGUCUCUACCGUCUCUACCGUCGACGCAUAUCUCCUGUCCGUCACUCCCGCGACCGACCCGACACUCUCUACCGCCGACGUCGAUCACAACGCUGCUUCCUCCACAGCUUCCUCCGCCUCUGCUUCGGCUGCCCAGUUCGCGGGCCCUCAGCAAAACGGCGACAGCAGGGCCUCCGAGCCCGAGCCCGAUCCGACUCCUGACACCGAAAUGUCGAACCAAUACCCGGGUGCUCCCCAUGGCCAGCCUGUGAGCUAUCCGGGUCCCUCGAGCCCGUACCCUUCGGCCAUUGGCAUUUCCACCGCACAGUAUGCAUCGUAUCCUGCGACUACACAGCCUCCCGACAGCUACCGACAGAACCCCCUUCCCGUGGGGAGCAAUAUCAUGUCGCUGCCGAGCAUGAGAACCAUUGACUCGAUUCCACAACAACCAGGCCCGUCUGCACCACCACCCCAAGUCAUGGCGAUGAGCAUGCCUAUGGCUCCUGUACAGGGAGGAGUUGCGUUUUAUGGGCAUCACGGAAUGCCCAUGGCUCCAGGCUACGGCCUUCCGUCGGAUCCCAUGGCCCGCUAUGCCCUUCCUCACGAUCCUCGCCUCAUGGGCCAUCGAGGUCCAAAGAAGUGCGACGAGACACACCCGACCUGCAACAACUGCAAGAAGUCGAAGCGCGAGUGCUUGGGCUACGAUCCCAUCUUUCGACAGCAACCAGGCAGCCAAUCCUCGUCCAGCAUCCAGCCCGCGCCGCUGAGCCAACCCACCACGCCGUCCAUCCCAAGCUCCGUGCCGUCGGCCAUUCCGUCCUCCCUCUCCUCGUCCCUCUCCUCGAACCCGGCUCUCACCGCCCGAUCCACAAACUCGUACGGCAGCCAGCCGUCCAUGCUCCCAAGCUCAUACGCUGCCCACGCUUCCACCGCCAGCCCAAAUCCAUCCAUCACCUCUCUCAGCUACGACCAGACACUCUCCACCGGCACCUUGACACCCGCCAAGUCCGAAACCGGCUACGAGUACUCAACUGCCAUCGACCCGGCCCUCCAGACGUUCCAGUCGUCCGUAUCAUCCGUUCAGGACAACUCGAGGGUUUCUACAGCCAAGAAAAUGAAGAUCGAUGAGAUUAUCGACCUGCUGGGUCCAGGCCCCCCAGCCCAGCAGAUCAGUCACACCGAGGAGAUGUUCAACGAGAUUACCAAAGUUUAUCACGAGAUGUACGCCCCCGGGCUCAGUUCCUUCUUCGAGACAAGUUGGUAUUACUUUGCGGACAACGGGAAGAUGAGCUUCCCUCGGGACAUCAAACUGGUCGAGCUCAUGGCAUCGUUCCUCAAGAUUCUAGAAGCUGUCAGGGCCAACGACCACGCCCAGAUGGCCUACUCCGGCAUCCUUGAGACGAGAAUUGUAUGGGAGCUGGCGCGCGUUUCCUACCAGACUCCAGACAUGCAACCUACCAUUGGGACGCUGCCCCGCGAGGGUGACGCGAAUGAGACAAAGAGCCGGGUUCGAGUGGUUGAGGCCCUCCUGUGCGGAGACUACCUGGCCAUGAACCCUCUUUCUCCUCCCGCUCAAGACCCGGACCCUCAUCGCACCCGUCAAUUCGACUUCUGGUACAACUUGGCAGAGUUUGUUCGGACUCAAGACAACUCUAACACGCCAGAAGCAGCCAAAGCGAGAGAGGAUGUGUUGAGUCGGUUGCGCCAUCUACUGGACGGGCGCGAGAACCGAGAUGUUCUUUACUCGAUCGCGGUAGUCAGAGAAUUGGCGCCAAAUUUCGAACCGGGCUACAGCAAUUCACUGCCCCAGCAUCUGGAUGAGACUGAUCCCAAGAACAGACUGGCUGUCGCAUCCAAGUUUAUUCUUGACGAGUCUCAGGUUACCGGCGGGACAACCAACGUGGUUCGACGAUUCAGCGAUAUUGCAUCUAGAGCACUUGUCAAUCCUGGCGUUAACAUUGUCAGAAGGACCUAG